This is a messenger RNA of Oikopleura dioica, 990 nucleotides long. The record is from the annotation of a GenBank genome assembly. Lineage: Eukaryota; Metazoa; Chordata; Appendicularia; Copelata; Oikopleuridae.
AUGGCGAUUAAUUUCAAUGCUUAUUUGUCUAUCAUGGAAGAAUGCUUUGAAAGGCCUACCCUAAGGGAAAGAACUGCGGCUUUGCUGGCGGUUCACGCGAAGAGGGAUCUUCGUCGUGGAUCUCCUGCCGGGGGCGCUGCUGGACGCGGAGAUCAAGUCGUAGGUGAUCCAGCCGUCGACGCUGGUGCUGAGGACGUUCCAGAUGAGCUAGUCGCUCUCCUACGCGAAGGAGUGGCGGAAGCCGUGGCGGCCUGGCAAGACGUUGACAACGCUGAUGAAGGCGACAUUGCCGGUGGAAUCGAUGUCGUAGAAGGGGUCGAUGGCGUUGCUCCAGUCGACGGUGAUGUUGGAGCCAUCGGCGAAGGUCAAGUCGACAACGUCACUGGAGCCGUCGUUGAUGGUCAGGUCGACAACGUCGCUAGAGUCGAUGCUGAUGUUCAAGUCGACAACGUCGCUGGGGCCGACGCUGAUGUUCAAGUCGACAACGUCGCUGGGGCCGACGCUGAUGUUCAAGUCGACAACGUCGCUGGGGCCGACGCUGAUGUUCAAGUCGACAACGUCGCUGGGGCCGACGCUGAUGUUCAAGUCGACAACGUCGCUGGGGCCGUAGACGACUUGGCCGCUGUCCGGACUGGACGCUCGCCGGAGCCAUACAAAUCUCCAGCAGAAAAGAGAGAGCGGUCCUACGAAACGAAAGUGAAAGACUGGCUUCGCCGAAAUCCCCAAGUCGGAAGAGCCGAAGAAAUGGCUGAUUCUUUCCUAGAAAAUGACAUGCCGUUGAUGGACUCAACGAAUUUCGAACGAGACUUGACUGUCUUCGACCGAAUCAGAUCCACCGAGAGUCAGCUUCAGUCUCAAAGGCCAAAUCGCGCCUUGAAUAUUCUGGACGAGUUGGACGAGCAAUACCGCGAAAACAGAAGAGAUCUUCCAAAGAAAAACUUCCGCUACCAGUCUUCGCUCCAGAUGCUCGAUCCGGAUAAUUUUAACUGA